GCUUUCACUCAACACCAAUGGCGGUCGGAAGUGGGAAGAAUUGAAUUCCUAGCGAGCGAGAGAGAGAGAGAGGGAAGGAAGAUGUCGGGAAUGGGAGACGGGUACGUGGGUACGUCGCAAGAUGGGGUGAGGAUACGGAGGCUGCAGAAGCAAAGAGAAGCUGAACGGCGUAAGAUCCAGGAGUUGAAGAGCAAGACUGCCUCCGGGCAGGAGCAAUCAGGUCUUCUCCAAUUCGGCUCCAGCUCUUGCGAGAUUCUUGACACUGCUUUCAAGAAGGAAACGGUCGGUUUAGUCACCAGAGAGGAAUAUGUGGAGAAGAGGGUUAAUAUUCGUAAUAAGUUCGAGGAAGAAGAGAAGGAGAAGUUGCAGAAGCUACUCCAAGAGGAAGAGGAGCUUCAACAACAGAAGCGUAGCAAGAAGAGAAAGAUCAAGGGAAGCUCCCGCUUAUCUUUUUCUGAAGAUCUUGACGAUGACAGUGAUGCAGAUGAUGGAGAAAACACUAACUUGCGCUUCGGAAAACUUGGCAAGGACCCCUCAGUCGAAACCAAUUUCCUGCCUGACAGUGAGCGGGAGGCAGAGGAACAAGCUGAACGCGAAAGGCUAAAGAAGCAGUGGACUCGUGAACAAGAGCAGAUUAAAAACGAGCCUCUUCAGAUUACUUACAGUUACUGGGAUGGGACGGGCCAUAGACGAGUUAUCCAGGUCCGAAAGGGUGACGCAAUUGGGAAUUUUCUAAGGGCAGUUCAACAGCAGCUUGCCCCAGACUUCAGGGAGAUCCGGACGACAUCAGUUGAGAAUUUGCUAUACGUAAAAGAAGAUCUUAUAAUCCCACAUCAACACAGUUUCUACGAGCUGAUCAUUAACAAAGCUAGGGGGAAGAGUGGACCGCUGUUUCACUUUGAUGUGCAUGAAGACGUGAGAACAAUUGCAGAUGCAACGAUCGAGAAAGACGAGUCGCAUGCGGGUAAAGUGGUGGAGAGGCAUUGGUACGAGAAGAACAAACAUAUAUUUCCUGCUUCCAGAUGGGAGAUAUACGACCCGGCGAAGAAAUGGGAGCGGUACACAGUCCAUGGGGAUUGAUUGAUAAUUUGGAGCAGAAACAUAUGCUUUUAUUGAUGGAUGGAUGGAUCACUUGGAAUCUUUGUUCACAUGAUGAUGAAUUAUCAGAUAGUAGUAGCAGUGGAAUGCUAUUUUUUUUUUUAAAGAAUGCUUAUUGUCGCUCCUCCUUGAUACCAUUUCUUUAUGACCUCUCUUUAUUACUUAAAAAAAAAGAAAAACUUGUUUAGUUUUGUUAUUCUUUUUCAUAUAUAUGAUAAUAGUAUUUGUGUGAGAUGCUGUUGUGAUUAGAUUUAGAGUGGGAGGGGGCAUGCACAUAUAUUAAAAGAAUGUUUCAGAUGAUUAUACUUUUGACAUAAAGUAACAGAUUUGAUAUUUAUUUAAGAAGCGUGAGUUACUAACCUCCUUAAUGGAAAUCGAGAGGAUUAGAGAGAUUGAGAUGAAGAGCACCAAAGGAAAUCGAAAGCUUCAAAGGCUGAGAAACGUGCUGUGAGAAAAAAUAUAUAUAUUUAUGUGUGUUUAUUUCAUGAGUAAUGAACCAAUUUAUAUUUUAAAGAUACAACGUAAAGUUAUAAUUUUAUGAAGACUUGCAAUAUUUUUUUUUUUUGGUUCAACUACAACUUUCAUUAACCAAAUGAAAUUACAUGAUUUUGAUCUUACGAAAAUUAAACUACACAUACAAUAAAAUGAUUUAAUAUCAUAUAGGAACACAAAGAUGGAUCCUACGCUACCCGAAUCGAUACUCCAUUAUAUUUGCACCCAAGGAGAACAAGCUCACUCCAUAUAGAAGACCUACGAUAUUUUAGAAGAUAAACAUCAUAGUUAUGUAAUUAUCGAUAAGUGAAACAAGUAAUUGUGUGAUGUAUAUUAUUAUAAACAAAGUAACAAAUCCUCAAAUGAAAGACAAAAAAAGGGAAACGCUGUCGUUUCGUCGAGUUUCUAUGGUUGUGAUUUUUUUCAUUCAGAAAUAAUAAUAAUAAUCUUAUUGGUUGCAUUAGCAUAAAUAGCAUCAUCGAUGGAGGACGAGUGUUUGUUGUUCUCCUUGUGAAAUUGCCGUUGACCAGAGGGAAACAAGAAAAAAGAAAAAGAGAGAGGCGAAGAAGAAGAUGAAGAUGAAGAUGAAUGUUAGGGUUUUGUUUCUGGCUCUCCUUCUCCUCGCAUCUCCUCUGCUCCAAGUUGCUAGAAGUCAAGCGGACGAUGAUCAUUCCAGUCUUGUUGACGAUGUUGUCGGAGAACACAGUGAUUCUGGUGCUGACGAAGAUGACCAGGACUUGGAUAUCAACUUGACCUCAGCUCCAGGAGUUGAAACUGUCUGUGUUUUCCC
Messenger RNA from Brassica napus (rape), 2380 nucleotides. RefSeq names its product protein XAP5 CIRCADIAN TIMEKEEPER-like. The record is from RefSeq and is a predicted model, not a curated record. Gene Ontology annotation, biological process: chromatin organization. Lineage: Eukaryota; Viridiplantae; Streptophyta; Magnoliopsida; Brassicales; Brassicaceae. The transcript has 13 exons. Bases 82 to 1080 code for a protein of 332 amino acids. Gene Ontology annotation, cellular component: nucleus.